Octodon degus (degu) is the source of this 3176-nucleotide messenger RNA. It is a transcript of the gene Ect2l, whose product is annotated as epithelial cell transforming 2 like. Gene Ontology annotation, molecular function: guanyl-nucleotide exchange factor activity; protein binding. Lineage: Eukaryota; Metazoa; Chordata; Mammalia; Rodentia; Octodontidae. Bases 304 to 2781 code for a protein of 825 amino acids. The record is from RefSeq and is a predicted model, not a curated record. The transcript is spliced from 21 exons.
AGUGGGGGCCGGAGUGGGUGCCCUUCAGCCCUUGCCCCUGUCUUCUGCCUUGGCUUGGGCCUUUCUAGCAGGGGCGCAGCGUGGCACACAAGUUUCAACACAGGCAGGUGGGCCGGGCUUUCUGGUUCAGGAAAAGGUCAAGAAAGGCAUUGGAGAACCAGAUGUUGCUGCAGUAGAGUCCGAAAGGCUUUGGCUUUCUGCCGCCCGACCCCUCUGGUCCUCGUGGAGCUUCAGUGCUGGGGGUCAAACCCAGGAUCUUGCAUAUACCAAGUUUCUAGAAGUAGAUGAAGAUUAUUUGCUGAGAUGUCAGGUGGGAAUUCCUCACGCAAAAGCCUGGAAAUGGACAGCUUCCACAGAAGGUUCAGCGCCUGGACGCCCUUCAGCAACAUGCCUUUGAACAGACAGCUCUUUCAGGAAAGAGUUGCCCUUAUAAGUCAUUGGUUUGACCUCUGGACCAACAAGCAGCGCCAAGAAUUCUUAGUCACAAUUUUUUUACGAUGCACUAAAUCACAAUUAAGGUUUGUCCAAGACUGGUUUUCAGAGAAAAAGCAAGUGGCCAGAGUGGAUUUCUCUACCGUGCUGCCGCGCUUCAUUUCUCUGUACAUCUUUUCGUUCCUGAACCCCAAGGAUUUGUGUGCAGCUGCCCAAGUCAGCUGGCCCUGGAGAUUUCUCACGGAACAGGAUAGUCUCCCUGGAAAUUUGAAUUCCAAGUUGGUAGUUAAGGACUCUGACUUUUCAGCUGGAACUGCCAUCUUCCAAGAAUUUGCCAAAAUGACUAACACAAAGGUCAAGAUUCUCUUUGUUCCUUGUAGAAGCAAUAUUUCUGGAAGCCAUUCCUACCCUUCAUUGUCAAAGAAAAAUUGGCACGGAGUUCAUAAAAAGGAUGACAGCUCUUCAUGUACUCUGCAGCCGCACUUCAUAUUAAUAUCGUCUCGGGUCCCUGCAUAUGAGCUGGUGGUGGACAGCGUGCAGGCCGGCGUCCUCUCUGUGGUCUACGAGCACAGCGGCACGACUCUGGACGGCCUGCUUCACCUCACAGAGCGAGCGCUGGCCGGGAGGAAGGCGCGGAGUGUGGGGAUAUUCAGCGAGGGAGACAGCAGAGAAAUCAAUUUACUGCAAGGCUAUAAAAUUGGUAUUAAAAAUUUACUGAGGCCUGAAGUGAGAGACUUCUGGGAGAAGUUGGGAAGUCAUGUGGCAACCGAGGAAGAAGGGGGACACGUCGACCUCUUUGUGCCGCUUGGAGCCUCAGAGGCAGGCGUGGAGGCCCUUGCUCAGCUGACUCGGCUCACCGGCACGCUCUUCACAGCCCCCGCAGGGAUCGCCACAGGCUCGUACCAACACGUUCUCAGUGAGUGGCUGGGGCCGCCGGGGGACAGAGCUCCGCCUUUAGUCUACUUCAGCGAACCCAAGCUGCAGAGCUGGGCCCACUGGGCAGAGGUCCUGGAAGACACCCUGAAAUCAGUGAGGAAGGAGCUCGGUUAUCUCUCGGAGGAACUGCACAAGCACAUCAUUGCCAGGGCGGACAAACCUCUGGAGUUCUUGUCAGAUUUUCUGCUGAAGAAAAGUAAAAAGAGCCAGUAUUGUGAAGGGAAUGCUCUUCCGACACAAGGUGACCCGAAAGGAACUCUCGGUUUGUUCAGGAAGAAAAGAAAUGUGAUACCAGAUGAUUCUCAGGAAACCAAGUCAAGCCUGAGUGCACAUGAGGUUCACACAGAGAGGCUGGCUGUGCUGGAGCGGCAGCUGCAGCGGGGCUCCGGGGAGCAGCGGAGCGCGGUGGCCAGGGAGCUCCUGCGGAGCGAGCGGAAGUACGUGCGGCUGCUGGCGGCGGUGCGGGACGCGUACGCGGCGCCCCUGAGCGCGGCGCUGGCGGCCAACAGGGCGAUCCUGAGCGCCGCGAACAUCCAGAUCAUCUUCGCUGAUAUUCUGCGGAUCUUAAAUCUGAACAGGCAGUUAUUGGAUAACCUGGGAGAGAGACUACAGGAAUGGGGCCCAGCCCACUGUGUGGGGGACAUAUUUAUGAAGUUUGGGAGCCAGUUGAAUAUAUACACCAACUUCUUCAACAAUUAUCCUGUUGUUCUGAGAACUAUCGAGAAGUGCCGAGAAAGGACACCAGCAUUCCGAGCAUUCUUGCAGGGGUGUGACAAGACGAUCGCCACCAGCAUGCUGAGCCUGCCAGAGCUGCUGCUGUGCCCGUCCCGGAGAUUUGAAGAGUAUGUGAGUCUGCUCUAUGCGCUGAGGCUGCACACUCCUGCAGAACACGCCGGCCGCGGGGUGCUGACUGCUGCGAUUGACCAGAUCAAAGACUACAAAGCUUACCUAGAUCAGAUAAAGGAAAAUGUCCACAUGAAAGAGCAGCUGUCACACAUACAGAGACUCAUCCGCGGGUGCCCCACUCUAUCAGAAGUAAACAGACAUCUGAUUAGGGUCCAAAAUGUAGUCCAGCUUCGUUGCCCAGAUGAGGAAAUAUGUUUCUCUUCAAGGCUCUAUGAACAAGUCUGUGACCUCACGCUCUUCCUCUUCAACGAUGCACUGCUUAUUUCUAGUCGGGGCACAUCUCAUAUUCCGUUUGAAAGGACUUCAAAAACCACCUACCAGUUUACUGCAUCGGUGGCCCUUCACAGAUUACUUAUAGAAGAUAUCCCAGAUUCCAAGUAUGUCAAGAAUGCAUUUAUUCUUCAAGGUCCAAAGCAUGAAUGGAUCUGUGCUACUGAAGCGGAGGAUGACAAGUUCCUCUGGUUGUCAGCACUCCAAAUAGCAGUCAGAAGCAGCAUGGACAAGUGAGGCCAGGUGCUGCAGCGCCGGGACGCCAGCUCUGACAAGGGUGGAAACAGCAUCCAGCACAAUGCAGAGGGACUAACCGUCAUGGGUGGUGAUGGCAUGAACCAGGACGACCCGUAAAGUUUGGACUUCAUCAUCUGGAUGAAGUUAUGCAGGACCUAUAAAACAAUGAGUCUGAAAUUUUGAACCACUUUUUUUUGGUAGUUAUUUUUCAUGGGUGAUACUAUUUAAAAUAAUCUGAUGUGAUAAAUUCUAGAAGCAUAUUGUGUGUAGUUUUCAAAAAAUGAUCUCAUGAAAAAGCCAGAACAAAAAAUGGUAUUAAAUGACCACUCUGAAAAAACAAAAUCACUAUUUAUCAUCCUUAAAUUUUUCAUAAAACAAUUAUUGAUUUAAAAAUA